CCGGCGCCGGCGCCGCUCCGCCGCCGUCUCUUCCGCCUCCACCGCCGGCCGGCGAGCCGCCCCCGGAGCUACCUCUACAAUCGGGCACCAAGUGGGCCGAUUCUCUUCGAUCCGGAAUCCGCCACCGACGCACGCACGAUUAUAUUCUUCCCGACGCUGUCGCUUUCUCUCCCCCACAUCGGCGGCGGCAGAGCGAGCGGAGAAGCCAGGGUCUCUGUUGCAGGCCGGAGGUUGUAAGCAGAUGGGUGUGGUGACAGGGGCCAAGAAGCGGAGGCUGGAUGAGGAAUCCAGCAACCCAGAACUGGCACCUCGAGGAGGAGAAGACCUGAUAAGCCGCCUCCCGAACGAUAUCCUCACCGGCAUCAUCGCCAUCCUCCCUGGCAAGGAUGCCGCCCGCACACAGAUGCUCUCGCGGCGGUGGCGCCCUCUCUGGUGCUCUGCACCUCUCAAUCUCGAGGCCAGGGUCAAUGGCGGUACAAUGGUAAUGGAUGUGAUUACCAUCUACAGCACUCUGCAAACCCACAAGGGCCCUGUCCGUCGAUUCUCCCUCAAUUGGAGCUAUGCCUAUUAUGGUCACUUUCCCGUCGUUGAUUCCAUACUUGGAUCCCACAGGCUCGACAACCUCCAGGAGUUUGAAUUUGAACUGUUCUAUAAUAAUAAUUGCUCUCAAAAUCAUUCAGUUCCACGGUCUGUACUCCGUCUUUCUCAUACUCUCCGAGUUCUCAGCAUUCGGUCAGUGUGUGACAGACUUCAGUUUCCCAUGGAGACUGCUUGCAUGCCCAAUUUCCCACACCUCAAGGAGCUCACCCUAUCCACUGUCAACAUCAUGGAUAGCACUAUCCAUUGUCUUCUUUCACAAUGCCCUGUCUUGGAGAGCUUGGUGCUGGAUGGGAACAGAGGCUGUCGUCGUCUCCGGAUCUGCUCCUUGGGCCUUCGGAGCCUUGGUGUGUCAGAUUCUCAUUUCUCUAUAAAGGGAAAGCUGGAGGAAGUAAUUAUCAAGAAUGCCCCACUCCUAGAAAGGUUUACCCCACGAUAUAUUCAGCAUGAAGGAUUUGUUAUUCGGGUUAUUCAGGCUCCGAAACUGAAAACAUUGGGCUAUCUAAGCGAUACGAUCUCCACACUUGAGCUUGGAACCAUGGUUUUCCAGAAACUGGUGCCUGUUAGUCUGUCCAAUGUGAUGCGUGCUAUGAAGAUUUUAGCCCUUAACACCGCUCCUAAUCUGGAUGUUGUUAUUGACUUCUUAAAAUGCUUUCCGUGCGUGGAGAAACUAUACAUCGUGGGAAUCAAUCAGGGAAACUUCAAGAAUGUACGGCGAUAUAUUUCACUUGAGUGCCUUGAUCUACAUCUCAAGAUGGUGGAAUUUAUUAACUAUCAAGGAGACUUGACAGAUUUGAACUUCAUCAAGUUCUUCGUAUUAAAUGCUCGAGUGCUAGAAUGUAUAAAGUUUGUCUCCCGUCGUGACAAAUGUGAUGCAAAAUGGAUUAAAAAACAACAUCAGAGGCUACAACUUUAUUCCAGAGCUUCACGGGGCGUUACCCUUGAUUUUCAAGCUGAUUAUGGGGCAUGUAGUUUGGUACACAUGAAGCACAUCUGUGAUUUGACUAAAAAUGAUCCCUUUGAUAGAUCAUUUUGUAGAUGUCGUGAUGAGGAAAUAUGAAUUCCUUUGAAGCUGUUUAUUAGUCUUAUGCAUUGGUGCAUGGACAUAUUGAUGUUGCUAGGCGGAAAGGACUACUGUGCUGCUAUGUUGACAACCAAGUGCAAUUUUGAAUUCUGGUAGACCCAAAAUAUGUAUCGUCUUUUGGAUAGUUCACUACGGAUUUAAGUUAUGUCAUUAAUGCACUCUAUUUAUAAAUUGUGUUUGUGUUUUUGUCUCAAA
Molecule: messenger RNA, 1876 nt
Organism: Panicum virgatum (switchgrass)
Lineage: Eukaryota; Viridiplantae; Streptophyta; Magnoliopsida; Poales; Poaceae
Product: putative F-box/FBD/LRR-repeat protein At5g56810
Exons: 5
Coding region: 242-1657 (471 amino acids)
Molecular function (GO): protein binding
Source: RefSeq, a predicted model, not a curated record